Messenger RNA from Lactuca saligna, 1421 nucleotides. The record is from the annotation of a GenBank genome assembly. Lineage: Eukaryota; Viridiplantae; Streptophyta; Magnoliopsida; Asterales; Asteraceae.
ACUCAGUCGAAGUGUAAGAAGCUAGUGAUUGAGGUGUCCAUAUUUAGCUCAGUACUGCUGCCUUUCUGAAAUGACUUUUCUUCCUUAACAAAGACCAAAACACUAGGAACAAAAUCCUCAAAAUCUCCACUCAAACUCGCUUCAUCACACUCCAAUUCUGCAGAUUCAGCCAUGGAUGACGACAGUGAUCGGAGUUCUGAAGCAACUGAAUUGGAAAAUUUAACAACACAAAGAAAGAGGCACAGUGACACCGACGAUGCUGAAGAUUCCGGCACCGUAAAUGAAGACGAAUCCGAUGACGAUGAGACUGAUGAUCAGAGAGAGGUUAGUGAAUUGGACACUUCGCCCAUGGAAAUCGACGCAUAUUCUCGAACUUGUCAAUCUGAAACCCUAGUAUCUGGCUUGGCGGAGGUCCCGAUACAGUAUGAAAUGCGACAGGAUGAGUUGGAGCACUUGAAGAAUCAUCUUCAAGGGAGUCACCAAGAAGCCCUUGCAAUCGUUAUAGCCAAAGCUGCUCAAUCUCAAUCAGGAAGCAAAAUCCAAAUACCCAAACAAGUGAAGAGUCCGGAAGGUUCUAGAAGCUACUACAAGUGCACGUACAAUGAAUGUGAAGCUAAAAAGAUUGAAUCUUGUGAUCAAUACAAUUCCAUCACGAAAAUAGUUUAUAAAGGUCAACACAAACAUGAACAACCUAAGAAAGUGUUCACAAGGCGAGGUAAAGUCUUGUCAUCUUCUAAAGGGCAAGAACGUAAAUUUACAUCCAAGCAAUGUAAAUCAAGUGGGUCCAUUAGUAACGGUGCGAUUUUAGUUGAAGAGAUGGAUGCACCACCACCAAAAAGGAGAGUGAAGAAAAACAGCAUGGCGAGUCCUGGAUCGGUUUUGAAGGCGGCAAAAAAACCAAAAUUUGUUGUGCAUGCAGCUGGUGAUGUGGGAAUAUCAGCCGAUGGUUAUAGAUGGAGGAAAUAUGGUCAAAAGAUGGUCAAAGGAAAUCCUCAUCCAAGGAAUUACUACAAGUGCACAUCUGCGGGGUGUCCAGUUAGGAAACACAUAGAGAUGGCAGUUGAUGGUUCAUCCGAAGUAAUUCUAACAUACAAAGGAGUCCAUGAUCAUGACAUUCCAAUCCACACAAAACACAUCAAUUCCCCUAAUCCUAAUCCUAAUGCUCUUCUUCUCACUGCUGUUUCUUCCCCUAAUCCCGACAUUCUUACUUAACUUGUAGUUUAAUUUCUCCUUUCUUUGUUUAAUAAGAUCUAUAUUUAUAUAUAUAUAUAUUUCGUUUUGAUUAAAUAAAUCAUAAAUGUAAAUGACUAAAUCCCCCCGUAGGUCUAGUGGCUUUCAGGAAAUUGUAGCCUAGGGUAUAUUUUGUUAAGGUAAGAUUUGUUUACAAGUUUGCUAUCUAAUCUAGAUAUAAUGACUUAAUG